UGCCGACAUAUAUCUCACAUAGAGGUGAAGACUGAAGACAAUAUAUCAAAACAAAAUUUUCUACACCAAUUUAGCAAUUUAGGUGUGUGUGUGUAAAAUAACUAAAGUAUGGCGGGAAAGCUCAUGCGCGCGGUUCAGUACUUCAGUUACGGCGGCGGAACUGCUGCUUUGAAGCAAGUUGAAGUCCCAGUUCCUAGUGCAAGUAAGGGUGAAGUCCUGGUGAAGGUGGAAGCCACAACCUUAAAUCCUAUUGAUUGGAAACUUCAGAAAGGCGCGCUUCGUCCCUUUAUGCCUAAGAAGUUUCCUUACAUUCCUGCUAUUGAAGUAGCUGGAGGAGUUGUGGAGGUCGGCCCCGGAGUAGAAAACUUCAAACCUGGUGAUAAAGUCAUUGCUGCCUUGGAUGUCGGUACAGGAGGUGGUUUAGCAGAAUAUUGUGUGGCUAAAGCAGAUGUAACAGUUAUUAGGCCUGCUGAAGUAUCGGCUGCUGAAGGAGCAUGCCUCCCUGGCGCCGGCUUGACUGCUCACGGGGCCCUCACAUCAGCGGGGCUCAAGUUCGAUGGCAGUGGCCCCCAGAAGAACAUCCUCGUCACUGCAGCCUCCGGUGGCGUCGGCCACUUGGCUGUCCAGCUGGCGAAACUGGGGAACACGCACGUCACCGCCACAUGUGGAGCCCGCAACCUCGACCUUGUGAGGAGCCUCGGAGCGGACGAGGUGCUCGACUACAAGACCCCAGAGGGUGCAGCCCUCAAGAGCCCGUCGGGCAAGAAGUACGACGCGGUGAUCCAAUGCGCGCCUCCCGUCCCGUGGUCGGUGUUCGAGCCGAACCUGAGCCCGACUGGGAAGGUGAUCGAGCUCUCGCCUGGAGCGAGCACCAUGUGGACCUUCGCCGUGCAGAAGCUCACGAUGUCGAAGAAAAAACUGGUGCCAUACUUCAAUUCCGUCAAGGCGGAGAACCUGGUGUUCCUCGCGGAGUUGGUGAAGCAGGGGAAGCUGAAGGUGGUGACCGACUGCAAGCACCCAUUGAGCGACGCCGGAGCUGCUUGGGCAAAGUGCAUUGACGGUCACGCUACCGGAAAGAUCGUCGUCGAGCCGUAGAUAGAGGCGAUCCUCAGUGUUGUGGCAAAGGUGAUAAGAAAACGAUCUCUUGUUUGAAAAAUGUCUUAUUUUGUUA
Messenger RNA from Salvia hispanica, 1171 nucleotides. RefSeq names its product chloroplast envelope quinone oxidoreductase homolog. The record is from RefSeq and is a predicted model, not a curated record. Gene Ontology annotation, molecular function: oxidoreductase activity. NCBI's taxonomy places the organism in Eukaryota, Viridiplantae, Streptophyta, Magnoliopsida, Lamiales, Lamiaceae.